This is a messenger RNA of Aspergillus homomorphus CBS 101889, 1182 nucleotides long. RefSeq lists its product as uncharacterized. Bases 1 to 1182 code for a protein of 393 amino acids. The transcript has a single exon. NCBI's taxonomy places the organism in Eukaryota, Fungi, Ascomycota, Eurotiomycetes, Eurotiales, Aspergillaceae. The record is from RefSeq and is a predicted model, not a curated record.
AUGUCUGAGUAUGUUGACCUCAGGGGAGUGGAUAGGGUCCUGCUGCUGAGCUUUCUGUAUGCGUUUGCGGUCGCGGAAGGCGACGAGCGCACAGCCCGAUGGGAAUUCGAUGAGGUGGAGGCUUUGGAGGCAGUGAAAGGACCCAUCACAAGAUUCUGUGGACAACUUAUUGACUGUGAUAUUUCAGGGGGUUACGCAUGUCCCGCACUCUAUAAUGGACACUAUGCACGCCAUCAUGAGAGUGAUACCGCCUCCUUCACCAAAUUCAACACCAAGCCUUUCGAGUGGAUGGUGGAGUUUGCCCGGGGCGUGAUGGAGGCAGGUUAUGGCGGCAAACCACCACCUUAUUCAGGGCCUCCGGAAGAGUUUGAUAUCAAAGGAUUGGAUAAGCCGACCUUACUGGGUGUCCUGUACGCAUUCGCGACAGCGCCCCUUCUCGAAAGAACGUUCUUUGAUGAGGCCAAAGCGAUUGAGGCAGUAAAGGGACCGAUCGAAAUCUUCUGCGGACAAGCUAUCCUGUGUGAUAUCUCAGGUGAUACAGUAGAUCCUCGGCGAUUUAACCUGUUACCGUACUCUAGACCCACUAGUUUUCGGACGGUGCUGUGGGUAUACCAUGAAUUGACGACCAAGUUGUACCCCCGCUGGAAUCAAUCCCGCUACCCCUUUCCACCCUUGCCUGAGGUUGAGGAGGUGGACAUCGCGGGGGUGGAUAAGAUUCUCUUGCUGCAGACCCUCUGGUACUCAUAUAUCCCCACCAUAAUGGAUAAGUUUGACGAAGACAGAGCGGUCGAAGCGGUGAAGGGGCCUAUAGACUACUUCUGUGGCCGCCCCAUCAAGUGCGAUAUCUCAGGCAGCAUGGCCUCCCCAGCUGGCUAUGACCAGUAUACACAGACGGGGGCCUUUGAGGCCCAUGUUCAGGCGAUUCGAGCUGGAGCCAGCCACACUUGGCUGUGGAUUGAUCUUUGGCGGGAUGAGAACGACCUCAAAUGCGAGCGGUUGAAUGAGAUUAAGGCUGGUAUGGCUGCUGAGCGACCAGAACGAUUUUCUUACGUGAGGGGAGAUCCGUCUCUCACGGCCGGGCAGGGAGGCGAGACAAUGGCGGCCCGUGAAUCAUCUGUGCUGCCGCACGAAGACGAAGACUGGAUGAUGGUCGCUAACGGUGUCAAGCCCUCCAAUCCGUAA